Molecule: messenger RNA, 3181 nt
Organism: Osmerus eperlanus (European smelt)
Lineage: Eukaryota; Metazoa; Chordata; Actinopteri; Osmeriformes; Osmeridae
Gene: oatx
Product: organic anion transporter X
Exons: 10
Coding region: 934-2676 (580 amino acids)
Biological process (GO): transmembrane transport
Cellular component (GO): membrane
Molecular function (GO): transmembrane transporter activity
Source: RefSeq, a predicted model, not a curated record
UUUCGGAUCCUAGUUGCCACUGACAGAUAGGCUACACUGUAGCACGUUAUCAGACAUGAACUCUCUCACGCGAAGGUCUCCAUGGUGAGACAUGGUCUGGCCAUGUCCUAUUGGACCAAGACGGAGGCGACCCACGAUUGCGGGCUGCAUACUAAGCAGUCCAGCGCCAGCGCUACAUGAUCAUAAAGCAUGUCUGGGACCGGACCGGACUUGGGCUCGGUACCGAGAUUAGCAUGUCAAUGAGGUCUCCUCUGAGCCUCGCUGUUCCCGCCAUGCUGGCACAGCCGGUAAAUCCUCCACAGGAUUUAACACCGCGGAGGUGCUAAUGACCACUAACCCUGGCACGUGAGCUGAAGUUGUGGAGAGAGCUCAGUUUUGUAUUUGAGUUUUUAUUUAUGCGUCUAUAUGUUUGUUUGCGUGUAUAAUAUCCUGCUAAAGAUGCCAGGAUCUCCGUAAUUAUAGCACUAAGGUUUAAACUUAAGGCUUAUAUGAAUCAAAAUUGAGGACGAGCAAGUAACAGAGGGCUCCAACACUGUCCCCCAACCACCUCAGCUGCAAACGCACACAUGACCACUCGCCCCAGCGGGCCCGCGGUGUCGGAGGCUGGGGUCCGUCCCAUACAUGACCCAGUACGACGGACGCUUGACAACCAUUAACCGCUCCAUGAAUGAUUGCACGGUCGGAUUGGUUUUAUCUCCAUGUCGUAACACCGUGACACUAAAAUAAGUUGUCAGGCUCCGCGAGGAAAAACUAUUCAGGUGGAACAUUAACUUCAAAGCUGACAACAAGAUUUGGAGUCGAUGCGCUCCGGGUCUCCGCGCGGUAUCCACACUCAGCCAUACAAAGACCACCACAACGUUCCCGGAGCUUCUCAAGAUUUAGGACAACUUCUACUACUACUCGGUGUAACGGCGUCCAGUGUCUUUCGCCGGUAUGGGGUUUGCGGACCUCCUGAAUGACGUUGGCGGGUUCGGACGGUUUCAGUGGCUCCACGUCACGCUGAUCUCGAUUCCCGGUCUGCUGAUGGCUAGCCAGAACCUCCUCAACAACUUCACGGCGGGAACGCCGUCGCAUCACUGUACCAUCCCGAACAGAACUUCCAUCGCGAGCACUCACAACAUCUCCCUCGAGGACGUGGAUGAGAGUCAACUGCUGCGCGUCUUCAUCCCGACCGACGCUGGCGGGAACAGACUGGACAAGUGUACGCGGUACGUGGAGGCGCAGUGGCAUCUCCUCGAGGGGAACGCGAGCACACCGGUAACGUUCGCUAAUGGAACGGAGCCCGAGACGGAGUUGUGCCUGGACGGGUGGACGUACGACCGGACGGAGUUCCUCUCCACCAUCGUGACAGAGUGGGACUUGGUAUGUACGUUGCGCCCUCUGAAGCAGAUGAGUCAGACCGUCUACAUGGGCGGAGUCCUGACAGGAGCCAUUAUUUUCGGAGGGCUGUCGGACAGGUUUGGUCGUAAGGCUCUGCUGGUGUGGUCCUACUUCCAGCUGGCUGUGCUGGGUUCCUGCACGGCCCUGUCCCCCUCUUACGUGGCCUUCUGCACCUUCCGCUUCCUCGCCGGCAUGGCCGUGUCGGGGAUCAUCCUCAACGCUGUCUCCCUCAAGGUGGAGUGGAUCCCCACCAAGUCUCGGACGGUGGUGGGCACCCUGACCUCCUUCUUCUUCACGUUCGGUCAGAUGCUGCUGGCAGGGAUCGCCCACAGUCUCAGAGACUGGCGCCACCUGCAGAUUGCCGUCUGCGCACCGUUCAUCCUGUUCUUCCUCUACAGCUGGUGGUUCUAUGAGUCGGCCCGUUGGCUGGUUCUGAACCGGAGGACCAAGGAGGCUGUGAGUCUGCUGCAUCGUGUGGCUCGCACCAACGGCAAGCCAGAGAUGGUCGACAAGAUCACCGUAGCGGUGGUGGAGUCUCACAUGCACAAGGAGAUCCAGUGCAGUAAGUCUGUGUACACGGCCUACAACCUGGUGAAGACGCGGGUCAUGAGGAGAGUCUCUAUCUGCCUCAUGGUUGUCUGGUUCUCCACCAGCUUUGCCUACUAUGGCAUUGCCAUGGACCUGCAGAAGUUUGGUCUGAACAUCUACCUCAUGCAAAUAAUCUUUGGGUUUGUCGACUUCCCUGCAAAGUUGGUGGCACUGGGCAUGCUCACUUACCUCGGCCGGAGGGUCACCCAGGCCACCUGCCUCAUUGUGUCCGGGCUUAUCAUCUUUGCUAACAUCUUUGUCCCUUCAGACAUGCAGACCGUGAGGACCACACUAGCCUGUCUGGGGAAGGCCUUCACCUCAUCUUCCUUCACCUGUGUUUACCUCUUUACUGGAGAACUCUACCCUACUGUCAUCAGACAGACGGGGAUGGGUUUCACCUCCACCAUGUCCCGGCUGGGCAGCAUGGCGGCCCCGGCCGUGCUCAUCCUGGACGAGGUCCUCCCCGCCCUGCCCGGCAUGGUGUACGGGGGCGCCGCCCUAGUGGCUGGGGUGUUUGCCUGCUUCCUGCCCGAGACGCUUGACGUGCCGCUGCCAGACACCAUCGAGGACGUGGAGGAGAAGUGGGGAAAGAGUCCGUCAGAGCAGAAGAAGCAGGAGCUCAAGGAGAGCAUGGCGUUGCAGGAUCUGAAGGAGACGCCCGGAGUUGAAGAGGAUUCUGGAAAGGCUGCAGGCCUAAAUGCUCUCUGACCAACUGAUGCUCUGACUGCCUGUUUUACCGCCUGUUCAUCCACUGUCUGGCUGAUCUAUGCGAGACAUGUGGCCUGGGUUUUAUGACAUUCUAUCAUAUUGUCAUAUAAUAAACUAAUACAGUACUGGACUGGGACUGGAUAGACUAGAACAGUACACAGUAGAUAGACAGACAGCCAGUAUCACAUGCAGGUAGGUAGACGGACAGACAGACGGACAGACAGACGGGCAAUAGCACAGACAGAUAGAUGUGAUAGAUAGAUAGAUAGAUAGAUAGAUAGAUAGAUAGAUAGAUAGAUACAUACAUACAUACAUACAUAAACUGCAGAUGUUUUCAUAAUCACAUUUUUAAGGUACACAAAUAUAUGUGACCUAACAUGAAUCAUUUUGCAUGUGUUCACAACUAUGAACUGAACUUAUUUUCUGUCACAUUGUCUAACAUAGGGUCAAAUUAUAUUAUAUACAGUAUGUGAUUAUAACUGGAAGUUGUAAUCAUGCAUAUAUU